AUGCGUUUCUCUACUUUACUAGCUACCGCCUCUCUAGUCGGUGCUGCUGCCGCUGCUCCAGCUGUUCACAACCACAACGAAAAACGUGAUGUUGUCACUACCACUAUUCAAGCUGAAGCUACCGUUUACGUCGACGGUAAUGGUAACCCAAUUGAAACUCAACAAGCUGUUGCUGCUGUCGCUCAAGAAAAGGCUUUGGUCUCUGCUGUCCAAGCUGAUGCCCUAGAAGGUGCUGCCACCACUCCAGUUGCUGCCGCUGCUACUGCUAAGGCUGCUACUACUAAGGCUACCUCUGCUGUCACUCAAGCUACUUCUGCUGCUUCCUCUUCUUCUAACACCGGUGCUGCCGGUGUCAAGGGUGUCACUUACUCUCCUUACAACGCCGACGGUUCUUGUAAGUCUGCUAGUCAAGUCUCUUCCGAUUUGGCUCAACUGUCCGGUUACCCAACCAUUAGACUAUACGGUGUCGACUGUAACCAAGUCGCUAACGUCCUACAAGGUAAGAGCGCUUCUCAAGACGUCUUCUUAGGUAUCUUCGACGUCAACCAAAUCCAAUCCGCCGUUGACACCAUGAAGGCUGCCAUCGACCAAUACGGUUCUUGGGAUGAAGUCGUCUCUGUCUCCGUCGGUAACGAAUUGGUUAACGGUGGUCAAGCUACCCCAGCUCAAGUCGGUCAAUACAUCGACACUGGUAGAGCCGCUCUACAAGCUGCCGGUUACAACGGUCCAGUUGUCUCCGUCGACACCUUCAUUGCUGUCAUCAACAACCCAGAACUAUGUAAGUACUCCGACUACAUGGCUGUUAACGCUCACGCUUUCUUCGACAAGAACACCGUCGCUUCUGACUCUGGUUCUUGGUUACUACAACAAAUCCAAAGAGUUUGGACCGCUUGUGAUGGUGCUAAGGACGUCGUCAUCACCGAAUCAGGAUGGCCAUCUCAAGGUCAAACUUACGGUGUUGCCGUCCCAUCCAAGGACAACCAAAAGGCUGCCGUCUCCGCUAUCACUUCCUCUUGUGGUGAUUCCACUUAUCUAUUCACUGCUUUCAACGAUUUAUGGAAGGCUGACGGUGAAUACGGUGUUGAAAAAUGGUUCGGUGUUCACUCCGAUGAAUAA
Molecule: messenger RNA, 1116 nt
Organism: Maudiozyma barnettii
Lineage: Eukaryota; Fungi; Ascomycota; Saccharomycetes; Saccharomycetales; Saccharomycetaceae
Gene: SCW4
Product: putative family 17 glucosidase
Exons: 1
Coding region: 1-1116 (371 amino acids)
Biological process (GO): carbohydrate metabolic process; cell wall organization
Cellular component (GO): cell surface; extracellular region; fungal-type cell wall
Molecular function (GO): 1,3-beta-glucanosyltransferase activity; glucan endo-1,3-beta-D-glucosidase activity
Source: RefSeq, a predicted model, not a curated record